AUGUGGGAUUCUUCUGAGGUGGAGAUGUGGUGGACGGAGAGUCGUGAGCAUGUGCUGUGGUGUCAUGGUCGCUUCACUAAGUCUGGAGAGGAGUUUUUUGUGGCGAACAUCUAUGCCCCUUGUGACGAUUUGGUUAAGCAACGGUUGUGGGAGUCUAUCUCGGAGCGGCUCCACUCGUUAGCGGGGAAGAACGUAUGUGUUUGUGGGGAUUUUAAUGCGGUGAAACAUGUGGAUGAACGACGAUCGGUUCGAGGUGGCCAUCGUUCCUUAGAUCACGUUCCUUUCAGUCGGUUCAUUGAAGAUAAUACCUUGGUUGAUCUCCCAUUAAUUGGUCGUAAGUUUACUUGGUAUAAAGGGGAUGGUUACUCUAUGAGCCGUCUAGAUAGAUUUCUCCUUUCUGAGGAAUGGUGUUUGGCCUGGCCUAACUGUAGGCAGGUAGCCAGGUUGCGAGGGUUAUCUGACCACUGCCCUCUGGUCUUAUCAGCGAAUGAGGAUGAUUGGGGUCCUCGUCCGUCUAGGAUGCUUAAGUGUUGGAAGGAUGUGCCUGGCUAUCAUUCGUUCGUGAAAGAGAGGUGGAAUUCGCUUCAGGUCGAUGGUUGGGGUGGUUAUGUGCUGAAGGAAAAACUUAAGUUAAUUAAGGCAGGACUGAAAGAGUGGCAUAUGACUCACACUCAAAACCUUCCUAGUCGUAUUGAAACGUUGAAAGCUAGGCUUUCGGCCCUUGAUGAGAAGAGUGAGGAAGAGGCUCUUUCUGAGGAGGAGUUAGUGGAGUUUCAGGGGGUUUCGUUGGAUAUUCACUCGCUUUCGCGGCUGCAUGCUAGCAUUAGUUGGCAACAAUCCCGUUCGUUGUGGCUUAAGGAUGGAGAUGCUAACUCAAAGUAUUUUCAUUCGGUUUUGGCGAGCCGCCAUCGUAGGAACGCUAUGUCUGCUAUUCAAGUGGAUGGGGUUACUCUUGAGGGUGUUGAACCGAUUAGGCAGACAGUGUUUUCGCAUUUUGAGUCUCACUUUAAGGCUUCUAACGUAAAUCGGCUCGGGGUGGAUGAUCUCCAGUUUAAAAGAUUGAACUAUGUGGAGAAUGGUAGUUUAAUUAAAUCUUUCACGGAGGCAGAAGUGAAAUCCGCUGUGUGA
Trifolium pratense (red clover) is the source of this 1128-nucleotide messenger RNA. RefSeq lists its product as uncharacterized. The record is from RefSeq and is a predicted model, not a curated record. Bases 1 to 1128 code for a protein of 375 amino acids. NCBI's taxonomy places the organism in Eukaryota, Viridiplantae, Streptophyta, Magnoliopsida, Fabales, Fabaceae. The transcript has a single exon.